Molecule: messenger RNA, 1464 nt
Organism: Vicia faba (fava bean)
Lineage: Eukaryota; Viridiplantae; Streptophyta; Magnoliopsida; Fabales; Fabaceae
Source: the annotation of a GenBank genome assembly
AUGGAGUUUUCUUCGGUUCAGAAACUUUGCUUACACUUAAUUUCUUCAGCAUAUCAGAGAUGCCGAUUAUCCGAACAGAUUUGCAGACUCUCAGUUGGUCUCACUUGCUCUUCAUCUUCCGAUCCUUCUCUUAAAAUUUCUAUAUCUGAUACAGGCUUAGGAAGCAGCUUAGUGGAAUUUCAAGAAAUGAGGUUUUCUUUCGCAAAUGUUGCUGACAAUUGGGCAGAUGGAAUGCUUUCUAUCAAAACCACCAGUAUCAGUGAUAGUGAGAUACAUAAUUAUCAGAUAAAUCUGAAAGAAAGUGGUUCCUCCAGAAUAACUAAACUACCUUCAGAUGCAAAAAAUGGUGCAAAAUUCAGUGGUAGCGAAGUUUGCCUUUCUACUAUUGUUAACCCUGAUCUCUUGCUGGCUGAAAUUCAUAACCUCCUAGAGAAGAUGUUAAUUCUAAAUAUUCCUAAUGUAGCAAUUCAAUUAGUAGCAGAAGAUAGCGAUGUACCUGAAUCACGAUAUGAAGAGGUCUUUCUUGCAAAUACGUGCGAGCAGUUGCCAAUCUCAACAUCAAGUCUUGAACAUCUUAAAUCAGGCCUCGAAGACUAUGUACUUAAGCAUGGAAAUAACUUAAGUGACCACUGUACCUCUUGCUUCACAAGAAGGGAGGAGGUCAAAGUUGGCAGUGGAGUGGCUUGCAGCAGUGAAAACCGUCUACACACUGAACUGGUGAUGGAAGCGGUCUUAGCAAUAAGUAAUAUAUCAACUCAAAACACUACGUGCUUCAGAGAAUACGGUGACAAAACAGAGGUUUUGUAUUUCAAAGACUUUUCACCAAGCACAAUGUCUCCUUCAUCUAUGAAGGCAUUGAAAAGCAUUGACUGGAAAAGAUAUGGUUUGCAUUUAGGGCGUAUAGUAGAGCAAGAUGGCAUAGCAUUACUAGAAUGGGAAAACCUCCCUACUGAUACUCACAUUGAUAUUGUCCUCCACUCAUAUCUAAAACAAUAUCCAACAUCUGAGACAGCUAAACAUAUAACCGGGAUACCUGCGCCAAGGAAAAGGUCUCAAAUUGAUAGAAGCCUUGUUAAAAGAGCUAUUAAAUUUUCUCUGGAUGACUUGAAGGCUAAGCAUUUUGGGGAUUUUCUUAGUUCGCGUGCCCUCCAGAUUCGCAAUUAUGCCCCUGAUCUUGCUCAAACAAUUGCUGGACUGAUCUUCUCUUCCAGUGACUUAAAUUUUCAGAGAGAAUGUUUUUCACUACUUGGAUUACAGUCUCAAGAUGUUGGAACUGAAAUCAUGGAAAACAGUAUCAUGGAAAAAAUUGUUUCAGUUAUAGAGAUGAACGACAAGGAUCCUGACAAAUCUAAAGAAAUCGCGCCUUUCCUUUUCGAGGAGGAUGAUCAUAUCCAGGAGGAACUGGAAGUAGAGUUUCAAGAAAACUAUUUAAGCCCCUUGGACCUGGACAUCAAUAUGUUUUAA